AUAAAACGCGAGCGGACCGUUAUUGCUAGUCAGAGUCGAAAAGACGUUGUUCAAGUUUUUGUCAAGGAGGCAAAAAAUCUAAAACGCAUUGAAAGAAGAUACAAGAAGAUCCCGUGACAGCAGCGAUGAAGCAUAAAAUGGUGAUUGCGUUACAAUUUACUUUUUGCCUGGCUUUGAUUUACGGUUCAAUGGGAAAACCUUUGACAGCAGAGGAUGUCGAAGAUUUACUUCCACCGGCCCCGCGUGAUAAGAACGAAACGAUAGCUGCAGUUGUUCAGGAUCCAGUUGUUCAGGAUGCUGUGCAUCAUGCAGUUAGCAAUGGGUCUCUAAAUGGAUUGGUUGUUAAAAAGCAUGUAUUCAUAAUGCCAGCCACCAAUCCGACUAUGAUAUUAUCGAAACGUGAACAUCUGCUAGUCGUUCCCACCGAGAACUUGGAGGAUGUACGAAAAAACAUUACAGCAGCGAAAGAAGCAGAGGCUCAAGAAUCCUCAUCGCCGGAAAAUCAAGCAUUCUCCGAGGACGACGCAAGUGAAUACGCGCCAGAGAACAAUGAAAGCGGAUUAGAAGAAAAAGAGAACGAGUCCUUUCCAGAACAGAAUGUCGCCCAAUCAGUGCCACUGAAUGAGAAACUUAAAAGCGGAACUGAAUUUUUGAAAGACAAGCUUAAUAACGGAAUUGUGUUGCCGGAGGAUUCGUCUUCAAAGACGGUGGCCGUUCCCAUUGUCGCAAUUAUUGAUCCCUCGAACGCUGAGAAAGGCAAAGUGAAGAGUCCGAUCGUGGCCAUUUUGCCUAAUGAAGUUAAAAAUGAUCAGUUAAAUAACCAAGUAGAAUUUUUGAAAGACAACAGCGGGAAGAUUCAAAAAAAAGCUCAGGACUUUGUUGAUCAAAGUUCAUUGACAGUCAACUCUGAUUAUUCGAAAUCUUCAACACCAUCGGAGAUCAUCGUUGCUUCAUCACCAACAUAUAACAGCAACCCAAUGUUAGCCACAGACGGAAUGCUUGUAUCUCCAGUGGUAGUGUCGCAAUGGGCAAUGCUAGCACCAUCUCUGCAAAAUGAUCAAAUGGAUUAUUCCCAAGAAACAGGUGACAUGGAUGUAGCUGAAGAUAUUGUAUUUAGACCUCUGUUCAAAUACCGACAGGAAUCGCGGUCUAAAUACUAUGACAACAGUAAUCGACGAUACAGUUACACACCGUAUCGCGGUUAUAACAGUUAUUAUCCAAGACGCCCUUAUUUUUACAGACCUUGAUAUGACGAUUAUUAAAAACGAGGAGGAUUAGGGCAAGAAGAGGAA
This is a messenger RNA of Frieseomelitta varia, 1292 nucleotides long. RefSeq lists its product as uncharacterized. Bases 126 to 1247 code for a protein of 373 amino acids. The record is from RefSeq and is a predicted model, not a curated record. The transcript has 5 exons. Lineage: Eukaryota; Metazoa; Arthropoda; Insecta; Hymenoptera; Apidae.